GUUUAAAUGCCAACUUUAUUGUAUAUAGCUAUAUAAACAGCGAUAUUUUAAAUAACCCCCCCGUAAAAAAGUCGAGUUACACAUUAUUAAAAAUAUUUAAAUGUUUUAUGUCAAAACAAAAUGCAUUUUGUUUUAUUUUGAGCGCUUCUAUGACCUCCUAUACAGCAGGGGGCGCCAAUUGCUUCACUAACACGAGUUACAGCAGAAGAAGACGAGAUGUUUUGUUUUCAGCAUGUGUGCCUGAAUUAAGUAUUUUAUUUAAACGUGAGGUUGUCUAGUCUGAUCAACCCACCAAGUGCGAAUUAGUUAACAUUUACGAAGUAAAUAAACAUACAUUGAAUACAAAGCACAGGUUCUGUAACAUCGCAAACAGAAUGCUACAAAAAUGCGCUGUUGGCGGUUGUCCGAACAGAUCGGACACGAUUAUACUUUAUAUUUUACCCGAGGAUCCAAAAAGACGCAGCGCAUGGAUGGAGUUUAUGGAAGACACCAAAGCAAAUGGGGAAAACGUGUCGUCUUCAUGUCGCGUGUGCGGUGAUCAUUUCUCUGAGGACUGCUACUUCAAACUGGAUCUGGGUUACACCACUUGCAAGAUAUUAAGCGUGGACGCAGUGCCCACAAUCCUCUCUGUUAAUCGAUCAUGUGAGACUGUAAACAGCAUACAGAACGAGGAGACCGAUGACACAUGUGCAAUCACCAUUGCUGAGACCAUUUCACUUGCGUGUGUCAAAGAGGAACCUCUUGAAUUUGAUUUGAAUUGCAGCAGGACACCCCAAGAUGAUCAAAACUCGUCGCUGGAGGACACUGUAAAAUGUGAGGAAAGUGAGCUUACCAUUACUGAAGAUAUGGACAUGAAGAAACCUGACCAAGAUGCGAAAGUAAAGAAAGUGAGAAAAGGUGGUAGACUCAGGUCUUUCAAAUGUUUAGCUUGUGGGCAGAAGUUUCGCGGUAGGGGUGCACUUAUACAGCAUCAACGGGAAAAACACCUGAAGCAAAAAAGCGAAUCAGUGACUCAAGAGAAGAUUAUUGCUUGUUCAACUCCUACCGAAAAGUUCCCCAAAAUGGGUCUCUCUAUGCAACAUAGCGCUACACACACUGCUAUAGACACUGAAGGGAAUUCUGAUAAAAAGCACAUGUGUGAUCAGUGUGGAAAGAGCUUUGCUUAUGAAAGUUUUUUGAAAGUUCAUCAGAAAGUUCACGAGUAUGGUGAGUCCGUACUGCCAUUUGCUUGCCACUUAUGUCCCAGACGCUUUGGCUACAAAGUAGCCCUCGUCGCUCACCUUAGACAGCACGUGCGGAAAACUGAAAGCCUUUGCCCAAUCUGUGAAAAGAGUUUCCCUGUCCAAGAGUUUCCUGCUUCAGCACAUCAAAACAUCUCAUGCUACGAAAAAACUCUUUUGUAAGACUUGCAAUAGUAGUUUCAAGCUCAACGGCUAUAUGAAACACAUGGACAUGCACAACAAGGUGACCCCGUACUACUGUCAAAUCUGCAAGAUCUAUCUCACGCAGAAAGACCACCCGGGGCACGUGCUCAACCAUGAAAAAAACAGUGUGUCUGAAGAGCCUGUUGCAUCCUCCAAAGACAUACCAAGAAGAGGCAGAAAGAAGCGUGCACAUGUAUCAGAACAACACAACAAUUCUGAAGAAGGUUCAGCGCCUGGAGUCGGGUCAGACAGCGAGCUUGUAACCGUCAGGCAGGAGGAGGCCGAAAUGGAGCUGUCUGGUGAAGCCAACAUUCUGGAUAGGAGUGCGGCAGAUCCAUCAGAAGGCGGUGGAAUCUGAAGAGGCUCAGAUUUUUCUGAAAUAGGAAGUAACCCAAGAUAUUCAUUAAGAGGAGAAAAGUAUGGAUGAUGCUCUUACUCAAUGAGCCGAGAUAUCAGUUUCAUUACAUCAGUAUGAAAGGUUUAGAUGUGUUUUUGUAGUUUGAACUUUUUUUAUUGAGGUUGUUUCUAUUUGAACACUGUUUUACUUUAGGCAGAUUUGUAGAUGAAUCUUAAGUUACUCUGUCAACUAAACUAAAUAUUGGCUAUUUUAGGUAGACUUCUGUUUGUUACAGAACACAUUGUGUAUACAUACAUUUUGUCUUUUUAAUCAUGGUAGGAAAGGUAAAGUAUUAUGUUGCAGAGCUUAAAGAUAAAUGUGUGCAUUGAAAGAAGCAAUUCAUAAAAAUCAUGUAGUUUUUACACUG
This is a messenger RNA of Triplophysa dalaica, 2188 nucleotides long. RefSeq names its product zinc finger protein 454. Gene Ontology annotation, biological process: regulation of transcription by RNA polymerase II. Gene Ontology annotation, molecular function: DNA-binding transcription factor activity; RNA polymerase II cis-regulatory region sequence-specific DNA binding. The coding region runs from base 375 to 1403 and encodes 342 amino acids. NCBI's taxonomy places the organism in Eukaryota, Metazoa, Chordata, Actinopteri, Cypriniformes, Nemacheilidae. The transcript is spliced from 2 exons. The record is from RefSeq and is a predicted model, not a curated record.